AUGACCGACCAGUAUGGACUCAUCUUCACCAUCCGGCUCAGGACGUUCCAGGCCCUAGUGGUGAGUGGCACUGAGAUGGCCAAGGAGUGUUUCACCAAGAAUGACGUCACGCUGUCCACUCGGCCACGGCACUUGGCCCAGAAGAUCUUGGGCUACUCCUACGCCAUGUUCCCGCUCGCACCUUACGGCCCAUACUGGCACGAGGUGAGGAAGAUGGUCACCUUGGAGCUGCUCUCGAGCCGGAGGGUCAACUCGUUUCUCAACCCCAUACAGGCCUCCGAAGCGGACUUGGCCAUUCAAGAGCUGCACGAGCUUGGAUUGAGAAAGGACGAUUCAGGCCACAUCAUAGUAGACUUGAAGCAGUGGUUUGCGAAGUUGACUCUGAACGUGACCCUGAGAAUCGUGGCCGGAAAGCGCUACCGUGCAGCGGACGAGCAAGAGAAGCAGCAGUGCCAAAAGGCGUUACGAGAGUUCGUCGACUUCUUUGGGUUGUUUUUAUCGGCAGACGCUUUACCUUUCCUGAGGUGGCUCGACUUAGGUGGACAUGAGAAGGCCAUGAAGAGGACUGCAGAAGAACUAGACGAAAUUAUAGGUGGUUGGUUGGAGGAUCACAAGAGGGAUAAUAAGGAUUUGGGACUGAUUUUUCAACUGUUUGGACUGAGCAGUAACGGAGGGGAUAUGGUAGUAGAUAGUGAGGUUAAAGAGUUGCAAAAUAUGGUUGACACAACACCGAAGGAACUUCUGGAACUGCACAAGUCAUCAGCUGAACAAAAAUAUGUGAUUGUAGAUCCUAAUGAAAGGCUGAAUGCUUCUCUGCAGUCUUGUGCUGAAGCAAAUGAGAUUAUGGAUAGUCAAAAGGCAUCCAUAGCUAUGCUUAAAGAACAGUUGGUGAAAGAGCGAGAUCAAAGAAGAGAAGAACGUGAAAGGGCAGCAGCAGAUUUAACAGCUGCUGUGCAAAGAGUUCAUGCAGAGGCUCAGGAGAUGCUGCCUCAAAACGAGAGCAAGAGCAGCAAGAAUUAA
Eucalyptus grandis is the source of this 1020-nucleotide messenger RNA. RefSeq names its product cytochrome P450 82A4-like. Gene Ontology annotation, biological process: defense response to other organism. NCBI's taxonomy places the organism in Eukaryota, Viridiplantae, Streptophyta, Magnoliopsida, Myrtales, Myrtaceae. The record is from RefSeq and is a predicted model, not a curated record. The transcript is spliced from 5 exons. The coding region runs from base 1 to 1020 and encodes 339 amino acids. Gene Ontology annotation, molecular function: heme binding; iron ion binding; oxidoreductase activity, acting on paired donors, with incorporation or reduction of molecular oxygen.